Molecule: messenger RNA, 1029 nt
Organism: Penaeus indicus
Lineage: Eukaryota; Metazoa; Arthropoda; Malacostraca; Decapoda; Penaeidae
Product: arginine/serine-rich coiled-coil protein 2-like
Exons: 2
Coding region: 1-1029 (342 amino acids)
Source: RefSeq, a predicted model, not a curated record
AUGCCCUUAGAUGUUCUGGGUCGCACGUGCGCUACAAUGGAGUUCAGUGAGCUGUCCCUGCUGCGAGAGGAGCGGAGCAGUACUGAGCCUACGAUUGCUCGAAGAAGUCGUAGCUUCACUGCGACGGAUAUAUUGUUGCCGCGCGACCGGCGGUCAACCUCGGUCAUCGCCAGAGCGGAAUCCCACGCGGAGGAGAGGCCGCGCGACCGGCGGUCAACCUCGGUCAUCGCCAGAGCGGAAUCCCACGCGGAGGAGAGGCCGCGCGACCGGCGGUCAACCUCGGUCAUCGCCAGAGCGGAAUCCCACGCGGAGGAGAGGCCGCGCGACCGGCGGUCAACCUCGGUCAUCGCCAGAGCGGAAUCCCACGCGGAGGAGAGGCCGCGCGACCGGCGGUCAACCUCGGUCAUCGCCAGAGCGGAAUCCCACGCGGAGGAGAGGCCGCGCGACCGGCGGUCAACCUCGGUCAUCGCCAGAGCGGAAUCCCACGCGGAGGAGAGGCCGCGCGACCGGCGGUCAACCUCGGUCAUCGCCAGAGCGGAAUCCCACGCGGAGGAGAGGCCGCGCGACCGGCGGUCAACCUCGGUCAUCGCCAGAGCGGAAUCCCACGCGGAGGAGAGGCCGCGCGACCGGCGGUCAACCUCGGUCAUCGCCAGAGCGAAUCCCACGCGGAGGAGAGGCCGCGCGAACCGGCGGUCAACCUCGGUCAUCGCCAGAGCGGAAUCCCACGCGGAGGAGAGGCUGCGCGACCGGCGGUCAACUUGGUCAUCGCCAGAGCGGAAUCCCACGCGGAGGAGAGGCCGCGCGACCGGCGGUCAACCUCGGUCAUCGCCAGAGCGGAAUCCCACGCGGAGGAGAGGCUGCGCGACCGGCGGUCACUUGGUCAUCGCCAGAGCGGAAUCCCACGCGGAGGAGAGGGCCGCGCGAUCGGCGGUCAACCUCGGUCAUCGCCAGAGUAAGUGUAUUUUAAUGUACUGUGUGACCGCCGGUCGCGCGGCCUCUCCUCCGCGUGGGAUUCCGCUCUGGCGAUGA